Molecule: messenger RNA, 1315 nt
Organism: Penaeus indicus
Lineage: Eukaryota; Metazoa; Arthropoda; Malacostraca; Decapoda; Penaeidae
Product: ETS homologous factor-like
Exons: 7
Coding region: 127-1122 (331 amino acids)
Biological process (GO): cell differentiation; regulation of transcription by RNA polymerase II
Cellular component (GO): nucleus
Molecular function (GO): sequence-specific DNA binding; DNA-binding transcription factor activity, RNA polymerase II-specific
Source: RefSeq, a predicted model, not a curated record
GGAAGCCACCAGUGACACACGCAUUUGCUCAAGAGGCGCUCGUACAUUCUAUAUUUGUUUGCCUUUAUCUUACGGUCUUUUGUUUUUUUUGUGCUGCUGUGCCUGCAAGGAUUUAUUGGUGCCAUUAUGAUGUGCGCGGAAUACCGGCAAACCACAAAGCAAUACCCGGAUAUGUGGGACACCCCUCUCCUGCUGCAUCACGAACCGAGCUCACGGCAAACCUCAUACAGCUACGGCGAAAUGUACAGAAAUACUGCCUCAGUCAGCGAAUGGGAAGGGAAGGAAUGCGUCGCCUGGGCCAGCAGCGUGUGUCACCGUCGGGGCCUCGACCAGAACGAUGUCAUUUCUUUCGGGACUCUCAACGGGCGCCUUCUGUUUGAGUUCUCCCAGCAGGACUUCUGCAAUCGUCUGGGGAACGAUGUUGGCAGAGUAUUUUACGAAGAAUUUCAGGAUGUCGUCCACAGACGAAACAUGCGAGAGAGCGACAGCCACGACUCGGGCGACGAAGGAAAUCUCGUCGUCGACCUUAGCCAACAGCAUUACACCUACGAAGACCUCGACUCCCAACUGUCGCAGCCCAUCGACCUAAGCAAGCGCUGCUCCUCCGCGGAUGAGAACGGCGGCAGAGACGACGGGGGCGACGCGCAUCACCACCUAGGUGCGUGUUGCAAGGCGGACAGCGAGCUCGCGUCUUCGGGUUCAAUGGAUGAGGAAGGACAGUCUGACACGUAUUUAAACAGAAUUUCAACCAACAGAAGAAGACACCGCGGCCCCAAGAGCUGGGAAUUCCUGAUGCGCUUGCUGGCCGACGAACGAACGAACCCGUCAGUGAUCAAGUGGGAGGACCAAUCAGCAGCGACUUUCAGGCUCAUUCAGCCUCAUUACAUCGCCAAGCUGUGGGGGAAGCGAUCAGGCAGACCGGAGCUCACCUAUAAUAACUUUGCCCGGGCUCUAAGGUACCAUUAUAAGAAGGGCCAGCUGGUCAAGGUAUCAGAGAGACAGUUGGUCUACGGCUGUGGUCCCGACGCACUCCUCUUCGUGAACCAACUUGUUAACAACGAGAGACCAGCUGAAGAGACCAGGGGUUUAGGGGAAGCCUCGUAUAGUGGUCUAAAAAGAUGAAUGUUACGAAUGGAACCGGUGGCUUUUUCUUUUCAUUCUGUGUUAUCACGUGAUAGUGAUAUUGUGAUAUUAGUGAUGAUGGACAGUAUCGUUAUUUUUGCUGUAGAGGAGCGAUGCCGUUAGUUGUGGAGUUGCAAAUGAUAUUGUCGAGUGUAAUUAAUUGCCUGAAAAUAUUUAUUGAUUUUUUUUUUUU